This is a messenger RNA of Impatiens glandulifera, 1030 nucleotides long. Its product is annotated as RING-H2 finger protein ATL16-like. Gene Ontology annotation, molecular function: transferase activity. The transcript has a single exon. Gene Ontology annotation, biological process: protein ubiquitination. The coding region runs from base 68 to 976 and encodes 302 amino acids. The record is from RefSeq and is a predicted model, not a curated record. Lineage: Eukaryota; Viridiplantae; Streptophyta; Magnoliopsida; Ericales; Balsaminaceae.
UCUCUGAACCAAACCCAGUUCAUCCUUUCUCUCUCUCUCUUCAAAACUCAUUUUCUCCGGCGGCAACAUGGAUCCAAAACAUCAAACUCCGGCAACAUCAAAUUCAAGUUUCCCCAUCCUCGCCGUCGCCAUCAUCGGAAUCUUAACCACAGCCAUUUUACUAAUCGCUUAUUACAUCUUCGUCAUCAAAUGUUGUCUAAAUUGGCAUCGAUUCGAUCUCUUAACCCGUUUUUCCUUCUCCACUCGCCGCCGUCACAGACCACCCAUCUCACUCUACUCACCUGGAAUUCAAAGACGAGGUCUUGACGAAUCCAUUAUCCAAUCCAUCCCCACUUUCGAUUACCCAAAAGAUGGAAUCAUCUUCAAAGAAUGCGCCGUCUGUCUUAAUGAAUUCCACCCAGGAGAAAAACUCAGAGCUUUACCCAAUUGUGGACAUUUAUUCCAUGUUGAUUGUAUUGACGUUUGGCUUCAAGGAAAUAUCAAUUGCCCACUUUGUAGAACUAGCAUUUCAAUCAAUACCCAUCAUCAUCAUAUCCCGUUCAAUCAAACUGUUUCUGUUUCAGAUUCCGAUCAGAUCUCCGGCGCCGGCGGCACCGACAAUGAUGAAAACUACGUUGUGAUUGAAUUGGAACGGGAAACUAUUUCACCGGUGAUUAGUCCACAGCCGAAACUGAAAUCAAAGAAGCUUAAUCAUGUGUUAAGUAUGGGAGAUGAAUGGAUUGAUAUGAGAGAGAAAGAUGACCGGUUUUUAGUACAGCCGAUGAGACGGUCUUUUUCUAUGGACUCUGCUUCAGACCGGCUACUCUGUUUAGCGGUUCAGGGUAUUCUACAGCGCGCCGGCGCCGGUGACGGCGACGGAGAGGUUAACGGCGGCGAAGGGUUUCAGGGAAGUAGAGUUAGAAAAUCAAUAUUUUCUUUUGGACAUGGGAGAGGAUCAAGAAAUGCAAUUUUACCUCUUUCUAAUUUGGGUCCUUAACAGCCAUGUUUUUUUAAAUUUUUUUUUUUUUUAAUUUUUUAUUAACAGUUAUAG